GGCAUACACGCGGUCCGCAGACAGGGCUUCUCCGCAGCCAGGGCCACCAGGAUCCUCCUGCCCCCAAGGAAGUGGAGGUUUAAAUCAUCCUUCGCCUGAACCUUCUUGGUAAAUGUUGAGCAGCUGUUUUGAUUUCUCGAGGUCCACGGUGCCACAUGCCGACGACAUGGCAUUUCGCUGCGACUGCCGAUCAUACUUGCUCAUACCCUCCGAUUGAGGUUCAAGCUUUCCCCUUUCAGCCAGACAGGAUCCGGUUCGGCGAAUUCAACUUCGACGCUCACCACCUAGUUCCCGCGACCUUCGAUCUAGCAGAAACUGGCACAUCACGCCGUUGCCCUUUCAUCUCAACAACACUGCGCCACCAAGAAUUUGCAGUUAGCACUGGAUUCACCCAGCUUGCCGUAUCGGGCCCAAGGCCCGAAGCCACAUCCGUUGCUCGGGCUCAAUCGGGCCACAUGCUGGUAUAUGUUCUUUUUCUGACUCGGGGAGGAGGCCAAGGCCAAUACAAAACCACUAGCCUGAAAUCGCGUCAUGGCUCUCCCUGUCUUAUCGCGAGCCCCAGGCACCGAUCAUUCGGGACACGGCAUGUUCCCCUGCCAUUGAACUCAGCUCAACGAUGAGAUGAUAUGUGGUGAUCAUCUUUCUCGAUAAAUUCGGGAGGCGUAGUUCGUUCUCAUGUUCUUUGGAAGUUUGCGCAAACAUCGGAUUUUCAUAGUUGUCAUCGACGACACUGGCAGCGGUAAUGUUGCCGCUUCACGCUCUUCCAGGAAACCUUCCGUCGAGCCCCCCUCCCUUCGGCCCGGUCGCCUCUGCCGGGUUCAAGCCCGUCCGCGGGAGACCCUCCUCAGCGUCCGCACCCACACACCCACAACCGUCUGACGAAUCUUUUCUCGAGGACACGCCUCCUCUCACCAUACAUGUUUCGAGCCAUCGAUGCCUCAAACCUAAGAAAUUGGUCCUGUUUUUUGAGGCGGAUAGUUCGGUCGAACUCGUACGUCGCCAUGCCACUUACCCUCAGGCAUAACUUAGCUUGACACUCAUCAUCCUGCGGACGGACUUUUCUCAGCGAGCUUUAACCUAAGGGGUGUUCUUCUGUUAGACGGAUUGUAGCUCAACGUUUUCAUCUUGGGUCAACUAGCCACCGAGUCUGUGGUCGGCAGAUGCCGUCAGGAUCACUUCCAAGAAGCCCGCUAGAAUGCCGUCACAAGGCCGCUUGUUUCGCCACGACACCCUUCACCAACCAGCCCCUCCUCCGAAGUCCUUUCACAGACUGUAGAACAGUAUUCCUGAUGCAAUAUCGUUCUGGAGAUCACCUUACACUAUUGUGCACCACAACUAGGUAAAACUCUUCAUAGCCACCUCGAGCGGCCCCCGCCACUCACCCUUCGUAGAAUCCCCGCUCCAAGACAUUUCCGGACCGCCGACUGCAGGUCGUAGGGGGGGCUUGCGGCUCGUAAUUUGGCCCAAACACCCCUUGCCUCUCUGAAAUGCUGGGAAGUCUCGUCAUUUGGUCACUGCACCUGAUUGUUCCUUCAUCCUCCUAAGAGCGCCGGGCAGGGGUCAUCAGCUUUUCCUGCUCAGGUCUUCCUUAAUAUUGGCUCUCUUCCCUUCCGCUGCUACACAAGUAAGGACGGACGGAGGCUAUCCAUGCGCAGAUCGCUGGGGCCCGGAUCGAUCUUGGGGCUGCGCUGCAUGAUAAACAUGGCCAUACUGUUUCCCUCCUCCCCCAGUUCUUAGUUCCUUUCUUUUCGUCUGUCCAUUCGCCUUGCUUGUCCCCUGCUGCCGGCCAACAGCUCCGAAUUCAUGUCUGGCCUGCUGCACCAACAUCCACGGGGGUGAUAUGGCCAUCCAGCUGCCCCGAGAAGAGCUAGGCACCGCUGUGGGAGUUCUCGUUUACUCCUUCUUCUGCCUAGCAUGCAGUCUCCUCAUGGCAUGGCUUGUGUAUGCCCAUCGUGAGGGACUCAGCUAUGUCGCACUGAUUUCAUACUUCACAGGGCUCUCGACAGCCGCUUCUGUAGCACAGCAGACCCAUACUCUUGUGCGAUGGAGGGACAUCAAGCUUGAGCAGUUCCGGCAUUCGAGCAUUAAUGUCGGCAAUCCUGAGCUGGCCAUAGCCGGCCAAUCAACUGGUCUUGACCUAGUACUGUUCUACAUCCAGUUCUACAGCUAUAACGUCGAAGCACUUGUGACCCUGUUCUGGGCCUUCGCUCUCACUCAGUCAAUCUUUCAACUCGAACCUGCUAGGUCGCUACGUAAACGAGUCAACUACAUCUCAAAAGCUCUUGCUGUUCUCCUUCCGGCAUUGCUGGUGGGGAUCCUCCGACUGGAGGCUGUUCAGAAGCAGACGGUCCCCUUCCUCGUUCUCGCCGACGGGAUCAUGGGUUUCUGCCUAAGCGGUAGCGGUGUUCUCCUCAUCGUCAUCUUGAUCAAAUACGUCUACACUCGCCGAAACCUCCUAUCGUGGAACGUUCGAUACGGCCAAAGAUCGAACAGCACGAAAAGUAGCGACACGCUCGUUUUCGACAGUAAUAACGGGAGGCGUCGCGGGAGUAUCUACGACAGAUGGUUGGUGGUUCGGUUCAGCAUAGCAUUUGUCGCGUUGGCUGUCUUCCAGGUCGUCACCAUAAUGUUUCAAGUCACCUCCGCACGCCAAAAUACUCGCGAUUCACUAAGCGACAGCCCGGAUCUAAGCACGGAACGAUUGCAUCUGGACCUCUUGCUCUUCAUUCCCGGCGUAUCCGCGAGUUUGUUGACCUUUGUUGUUUUCGGCACGACGAAGACAUUCCGAGAUUACAUUGCUAGUAAACUUAUCCCGCGAUGGCUCAGAGACAGGAGUAGGAUGAAGACGAGCAGCCCGUCAUCUCGGCGAAACCGCUUGUCGCAGACGGUUUCCAAUAGGACCGCGGCAUAUCCGCCGCGGCUCUCAUUGACGCCAUACGUCACGAACGACGGCGGUCUUUACUCCCCAAUCUAUGAUGGAAACGAUAUUCAGCUGGGGGACCUGAAUUUAAAUGGCUCGAGCAAGGUCGCUGAGGACGACCAGUGGCCGUUGGUGAACCCCAACGUGGGCUCUAGUGACCUGAAAAAACCUGCAAAUGUGUAUUUGUUUCCGAAGCAGUAGUC
This is a messenger RNA of Colletotrichum destructivum, 3123 nucleotides long. RefSeq lists its product as uncharacterized. Bases 1841 to 3121 code for a protein of 426 amino acids. The record is from RefSeq and is a predicted model, not a curated record. The transcript has 5 exons. NCBI's taxonomy places the organism in Eukaryota, Fungi, Ascomycota, Sordariomycetes, Glomerellales, Glomerellaceae.